GCGGCUGGAAAUCUGCCUUGCUCGCGCCGGGAUAUACGUGUCAUGCAAGUUUUGCUUUUUCUGCAUGGUCGCUGUUUGUUUGCGGCGCCUCCUGGGGUGCGGCCGUGGUGGUUAUAAGUGCCUUUUUCCGUCCUGCGUCGCCAGUUGGACUUUGGCGAGCUGGAAUACUGCACUAGACCGCCACGCACCUUUGGCGCUUUUUAUAUUGCCCGACAGGUGACGGUUAUUCUCAGUUGUAUGCUAAAUGUCGAACGACGACACGCAGUCCGCACCUCCACUAGCUGGUGACGAAUGCCCGAACUCGAAUGGCCAGGCUCAUUUGGCACUACCGCGAGGCUGGAUGUGGGAGUUUGGCCGCAGCAGAUGCUUCCAAUAUCAUGGGCCGAUUCAGUUUGCGGUUAUUGAGUGUUGGGGCUACCAGGACGGCACAUCAUCAGCAUCACCCCGGACGGUGGUGCCCAGAUACGACGAGUACAGGCAGGACCAGAUCUUUCAACGACUGCAGGAGCCUAUUCCACUUCGCGAUGGUAAGCAACCAUCACUGGGCUUCCAGAUGGUGGCAGUUUCCCUCAACAGACGGCAUUUGCCACAGUUGGGUGAACCCGUCCUGCAAGCGCUGAAUGAAGCGCUGGGUUUACCGCAUAGCCAUCACCAUUGUUCUUCAUGGGCGUUUGGGGCAAUUGGGUUGUUUCAACUUCCAGAUGAUUCCUGGUUGUUGGCUCGACCGCGAACCUGGGCUCACGCCUCGACUACCACCAUGCUUCGUUAUGACCCUCACACCAACAUCAGCCGUGGGAUAUUUUACACUAAUGCCACAUUUUCAGACUUCAAAGGUAUCUUGGCGGAGUUUGAACUAUGUCCCCAUCCGCUCAUUCUGCCGCUUCUUGCUCUUGAAUUCAAUCUCCUUGCAAAGGUGGACGCCUUAAGGGAACACGAGAAUACCCUUCAAGAAGUCGAAAGAUCCACUGGGCACGGAGUCGAGGGUGAAGGAACGUUGAAAGACGGAUCAGCAGACUAUCGCGUUCUCGUGAAAAGCCUCAGCAGGGCACGCAGCGGGACACACACGGCAGUAGAAGAUCUGCAGUCCAUGGAGUGGUGCAUUGAAUUCAUUCUGAAGAAGAUAAAAUUUAUGGAUGACAGGCUACCGCCUGAUACACGUGCUAAGCUAGGCAAUUCUUCCAUGAGAUUGCAAGAACGGGCGGAGUUCAUGUUGAGUGCUACCCAGCAUGCGAUGUUAAGCGGUAAUAAGGAGCGGUUCGAGGCACAGCAUACGACACUCUUCAAUCUGAUUACCCAACAUGACAGCCUUUCCAGUAUGAACAUCGCCCAAGAUUCGCGCGAGAUUGCCAAUGCAAGUAGACACGACAGCUCAGCAAUGAAGGCCAUUACCAUCCUGGCGACUUUCUUCCUCCCGGGAACCUUUAUUUCUACGUUCUUUUCUAUGGAACUGUUCGACUGGGAUGCGCCGUCCAUCAGCCAAGUUGCAAAGCCUCACUUCUGGAUUUUCUGGGCAGUCACUGCACCACUUACGCUGAUCACCAUGGCGCUAGUUGUGAAGUGGGCAUUUGGAUAUUCGAUGAGGGCCAAAGAAACGGAUAAGGCAGGGAAGGCUGAUUUCAAACAGGCGAUUGCUGGUCAAGUGGAAAAGCUAAAGAGUGCCACUAAGAUACAGACGACGCAUGUGGUUUAAAACAACAGCAGUUGUGUUCUGCAUGUUUUAUAGCCCUUGGUUGCGCUUUUUGUCAGUGCCUAUUACUACCAUGAUCACAUUGCUUGCCUUGUUCGCAUUUUCUCAUAGUGCGGCUGCCAUUGAGGCCAGAAUCCUAGUCACCGCGAAGACUGUGGUCAAGCCACUGCGAUUGACAUUACCGUUCGUUUCUCUUGGAUGGGAUGGAAACUGCACUGGUCGCGGCUUCCAGAGUAGCAAGCUACAGUGAAGCGGGUGUUAUAAUGUUAUCGUCAAGGAGCAACAUUGAACAGCUGAGGUACACGGGACUUCCAGGUUGCUGGGCUUGUUCAUAGGAAUUAUAAUACAAGGUGUAUCCUAUUACAUCCUUUACUCU
Molecule: messenger RNA, 2063 nt
Organism: Aspergillus versicolor CBS 583.65
Lineage: Eukaryota; Fungi; Ascomycota; Eurotiomycetes; Eurotiales; Aspergillaceae
Exons: 4
Coding region: 245-1690 (481 amino acids)
Source: RefSeq, a predicted model, not a curated record